AUGGAUCAUCGAAACUUCUUCUACAAGCUCAUCUACGAGCGCCACUCCUCGCCCUGUCAGCCAGUGUCGCUGUACAAUGCGGCCAAAAAUAACCUCUAUCUGCUGCAGCGAAUGUGCCUAGAAAAGAAACUCAAUGUUCACAGUGGAUGCGUAAACACCAUUUGCUGGAACAGCACCGGGCAGUACUUGCUCUCCGGCUCAGAUGAUCUUCAUCUGUGCAUCACCGACGCCUUUACCAAUGAGAUCAAGGCGAGCAUUCGCACCGGCCACGCUACGAACAUCUUCAGCGCAAAGUACCUUCCCGGCACGGCUGACAGUCAGGUCAUCUCCUGCUCCGGCGACGGCGUCAUCAUCUACACCGACCUCCUCCGGCCGGACACCUCCACGAAGAACAUCUUCGACUGUCAGGAGGAGUCGGUGUACGACAUUGCCACGGUGCCCAAUGACUCGCACACCUUUCUCACCUGCAGCCACGACCAGACGGUUCGGUGGUACGACUUGCGCGUGAAGACGAGCUGUCUGAAGCACCACCCGUCGCACUCUCGCUAUGGGCGCUCCAGUCUGCUCCGACAGUCGCACCGCUGCAUGGAGGACGUGCUGAUUCGGGCGGAGCACCCGGUGACGGCCAUUGCCGUCAACGGACUGAUGCCUUGGCAGCUGGCCAUUGGCUGCUCUGACUCCAUUGUCCGCAUCUACGACCGGCGCAUGCUGAGCACCAGAUCGCUGGGCGGCGCCGGCUGCGGCACCGGCCGCCAGGUGGACUCCUCAGUGCUGGCCAAGUUCACCUACGACGGCAUCAGCACCACCAACCGGAUCACCUCGCUCGCCUACAGUCGCAACUGUCAGCAGCUGCUCGCCUCCUUCUCCAAUGACUUUCUCUAUCUCUUUGAUUUGAAUGACGUCCGAAAUACCAUCAAACUCUCCGCAGAAGAGGACAUCAUUCCGGACAAGUCAGAUCGGCCGAACUGUGCGUUCAAGCGCUUUCGCCUGCGCGGCGACUGGUCGGACACGGGCCCCAAUGCACUCACCUCAGAUGAGAUUCGCGCCGCCAAUUCAGGUGAUGGUGGGGACAGUUCAACGGGUGCUGCGGCAGAUCAAUCGUCGGCGGCUUCGACUGCUGCGAGCACUUCAACGGCGGCGACGACUUCAGCAAACAGCAACAGCACCACUGCCUCUAAUUCAUUGGCGGCUAGAGCGGGCAGCAGUGCAAGUAGUGCUGCGGGCGGCACCUCUUCCUCUUCCUCCUCGGCCUCCUCUUCCUCGGCUUCAUCAGCCACCCCUAACAACAACAACAACAACACUGAACAACGGACGCGCACUUCCGAGGCUCGCAUUCGCCACCUGAACAACAUUCUCAGUCUCUUUCUGCGAAGCAGCUUUGGGGGCAGUGGCAGCAGCAGAAGCAGCAGCCUCCUCGAGAGUUUGUCGAUGGACUCUCCGCAGAGAAGCUCGCGGGCUGCAUCAUCUGCGUCCGAGCCUCAAAGGACAACUUCCGCUGCUGCUGCCGCUGCUGUGUCUAAUGACACUUCCACAACUGGUGCUUCUUCACAUGCUGACCCAUCACCUUUCACAGCGGCCUCUACCAGUACAGGAGCUUUUCGACCGCCAUCAUCUUCGGCCAACAUGGACGAGGAUUCGGGCAAUGCACAGGCAGGAGACAUUAACAACUCGGCCUCUUCCUAUGCACCGGAGCAGCCGGCCUUUUACAUUCGCCUCUUUGACGACAGCGACUGGGGCGGCGGCAACAGCAACAGCAGCAGCAGCGGUCAGCCCGGUGGAUACUGGCGCCGAAACACUGACGCCGGCAGCCAGGGGUCCAACUCUCCCAUACCUCAGGUCUCUGGGCGACUGGAGGUGGAGGUGGCCGAAGAGGAGGAGGCGGCGGCGGUGGUGGAACCGGAGCACGAAGCUGAAGAUAACACUCUGGAGAACGAGCUGAUGAUGGACGACGGUGAUGAGGGCGAGCUGGGCGAGGACUCUGACACCACUAACGACAGUGUCUUUCACCGCCACCCGAAUGCCAGUGGCCGUCACCCCCGCUCUGCAGGCACGAGCCGCACCAGUCGAUCUUCCUCCUCCAAUGAUUCCUGGCACCAGCAGUACCGACAGACCUCAUCGAGGUUCGGCACAGUGCACGAGGCUUCACACAGGCCGCAGGCAAUGGCGGAGAAUUACGGCGAGGAUGAGGAUGACGACGAUGAGAUGGAGGGCCACUCGAUGAAGUACCGCCGGACGGAGGAGAGCGUCGAGCGGGAGAAGCGACUGAAGACGUACAAAAUUAAGAACUACCAGAUCUUCAAGGGACACCGAAAUGCGCGAACUGUGAUAAAGGAGGCCACCUUCUGGGGCGACGACUACAUCGUCAGCGGCAGCGACUGUGGCCACAUCUUCUUCUGGUCGGUGAAGGACCAGCGACUGGUGAUGAUCACCGAGGGCGACCACCACGUCGUCAACUGCCUCCAGCCGCAUCCCACUGAUCCAAUUCUCGCCUCGAGCGGCAUUGAUUACGACAUUAAAAUCUGGUCACCUCAAAGUGAGGAGAGCAUGUUCGACGAGAAGAAGGCCAAGAAGAUUCGGGCCAACUUUCUCGGCUACAGUCGCAUGGAGGUGGUGAAAGAUGUGGCGGGGACGAACAAGAGUUCCAGUGGCGGUCACUUUGCCUCGCUGUACAACGACCCGGCGCUGAGCAACACCUACCAACUGGUGGUCAGCGUGAUUCGUGACAAGGACCUGAUGCAGAAGAUCUUCAUCUACUCGGUGGCCAUCGUCGUUUCGCUUUCCUACAUCAACUUUGGCUGCGCCCUCGACAUGGACGAGGUGAAGCAGGUGCUGAGGCGGCCGGUGGCCCCUGGUAUCGGCUUCUUCUCACAGUACGUUUGCAUGCCCCUGAUCUCCUACGGCCUGGCGACGCUCAUGUUCGAGGAGACCUACCUCAAGCUGGGCCUCUUCAUCUUUGGCUGCAGCCCGGGCGGCGGCGCGAGCAACAUGUGGGCCGUCCUGCUCGGUGGCAACCUCAACCUGAGCAUUACCAUGACCUUCCUCAGUACGCUGCUUUCCUUCGCGGCCAUGCCCUUUUGGCUGUACACGUUGGGGCGGACGAUUUGGGUGGACACGACGACGGUGCCCCCGGUGCGCAGUAUCCUCACCACGCUCGGCUCAAUGCUCAUCUUCCUGGGCAUCGGUCUCACUAUCAAGCGAUAUGUUCCACGGCUGGCUAAU
Messenger RNA from Rhagoletis zephyria (snowberry fruit fly), 3219 nucleotides. Lineage: Eukaryota; Metazoa; Arthropoda; Insecta; Diptera; Tephritidae. The record is from RefSeq and is a predicted model, not a curated record.